Molecule: messenger RNA, 1721 nt
Organism: Limulus polyphemus (Atlantic horseshoe crab)
Lineage: Eukaryota; Metazoa; Arthropoda; Merostomata; Xiphosura; Limulidae
Product: organic cation transporter 1-like
Exons: 8
Coding region: 1-1668 (555 amino acids)
Biological process (GO): transmembrane transport; DNA integration
Cellular component (GO): membrane
Molecular function (GO): nucleic acid binding; transmembrane transporter activity
Source: RefSeq, a predicted model, not a curated record
AUGGACUAUAAGGUGAAAGUGGGUGGGAUGACCAAGAUCUACAACGCCAAUCUGUUGAAGAGGUACUUCGAAAGGGAAGAGGACCUAAUGGGUGCAUUUAGUGAGGCACAGGUGGACAUGGCAGGUGUGGCUGUCAUAGAUGCAGAACCAGGAGACAGUGACUUUGUUAUAGAAGAUGAAAAGCUACUAGACUUAAGACCACUGAGUGGAGAUGAGACAUACAAGGACAUUCUCUUUUUUCUCUUCCGUGUUGACAUUCUUCCAUUUUCAUCUCUCUUCCAACUAUGUGGGUGCUGUAAUUCGACCAAGGCCGCUUCCCACGAACGAGUUGUUCCACACAAGGAUAAGAAAGGUAUAUCUUCUAUCGACGUAUUUUCUAAGUAUACACGAGUUGUUCCACUCAAGGAUAAGAAAGGUGUAUCUUCUAUCGACGUAUUUUCUAAGUAUGCACGAGUUGUUCCACACAAGGAUAAGAAAGGUGUAUCUUCUAUCGACGUAUUUUCUAAGUAUGCACGAUUUGUUCCACUCAAGGAUAAGAAAGGUGUAUCUUUCAAACGGAUCUUUAAACUUCAAACCGAUUCUGGAACAGAGUUUACUAAUCGUAUCUUACAAAGAUAUCUCAAGGAACCAGAUGUUCACUUCUUUAUUACACAUAACGAAACAAAAACAUCUAUAGUAGAAAGAUUUAAUCACACUCUUAAAACUAGAAUGUGGCGCUACUUUACUCAUCGUGGAGUACAUCACUGUAUUGAAGCAUUUGUUCAGUGCCAUAAUCAAUUAAUUGGAAGAAAGCUGACGUUCUACAUUUGUGUGGCUGUGACUGUUGUGUCGGGGGUGGUGUCGAUGACUGUCUCCAAUUUUACAGUAUUUGCUGUGUUCCGGCUAAUCAACGGAUUUCUAUAUCCAACCAUCUACCAAGCAUCGUAUAUCGUGUUGGUUGAAAUCAUUGGUGUAGAAAAACGUACGAGAAUGCUGGCUAUGGGAUGCGUUUCGUGGACAUUGGGAAUAUGCAUUUUGCCACUUUUGGCCUUUCUUUGCACAAGCUGGAGAAUAUUAGGACUUGUAACUACUUUCUCCUGCAUUCCAUUCUUUCUCUACUGGAGAAUUUUGCCCGAGUCUCCUCGCUGGUUGGUAUCCGUUGGACGUUAUGACGAGGCAGUGGUCAUUCUAAAGAAAAUUGCUGAGACUAAUGGCAAUUCUGAGCCUAAUAACCUAAUCGCGAGACUUAAGGAAGUAGAAGAAACUAUGAAAGAAGAAGAAAAAGGACAAAGUAUAGCAGUCUUGUUAAAAUACCCAACACUGAGAAAACAUUUCUUGAUUAUUACGCUCGAGUGGAUCGCUGCUUCCAUAAGUUAUUAUGCUCUACAAAUUAACGCAACUAACCUCUAUGGAAACGAAUUCCUCAACUUCUUUCUGUUAGGACUUGUUGAACUACCAACAUACUUUAUCUGCUGGUAUCUCAUGGAGAAAGUAGGACGACGGCUGACAAACGUAACCCUAUUCAUGGUGGCUGGUGUAAGUAGUUUUGUUCCCGUGGCGUUUCCCCCAGGUGAGUGUUUUUUCCUUCUCACUUCAGUAACAAUUGUAGGAAAGAGGUCACACAAUAAUGUCGUAUUGUUUGUCUGUUUUGAAUUUCGCGCAAAGUUACACGAGAGCUAUCUGCGCUAGCCGUCCAUAAUUUAGUGUAAGACUAGAGGGAAGGCAGCUAGUCAUCACCACCC